Messenger RNA from Fomitiporia mediterranea MF3/22, 939 nucleotides. RefSeq lists its product as uncharacterized. Gene Ontology annotation, molecular function: translation release factor activity. The transcript is spliced from 7 exons. NCBI's taxonomy places the organism in Eukaryota, Fungi, Basidiomycota, Agaricomycetes, Hymenochaetales, Hymenochaetaceae. The coding region runs from base 40 to 939 and encodes 299 amino acids. The record is from RefSeq and is a predicted model, not a curated record. Gene Ontology annotation, biological process: translational termination; mitochondrial respiratory chain complex III assembly.
CUGGAAACAAGUUGCUUCUUGGGGUCAUUCGAGGGCUUGAUGUCAAUUACACCAGAACUCCGUGCAUCUGCUCGCGCAACGUAUCGAUUUCUUUUCCGUACUGCGGCAAAUACGUUCCGAGGAGAUGACCGUGUUCUAAACGCGUUCCGAGAAAAGGUACGAAAUGACUUCCGGGAGGGUCGGUCUGUGAGCGAGGAAAGCGUGUACAGUGCGCGAAUACAACUCGGUCGGGAAGUCGCAGAUGUUUUGAGGAAGAACGUCGUCCAGGGUGUUAAGGUCCAACCAAUCGAGCAAUCCUCCACUAUCAGUACAGGGGUUGGGGAUAAGGUGAAGGUUGAGGAAGGCGGAGUAUGGCGAUUACGAAUCACGAAAGAUACAGAACUUGGUUCGAACGAGACGACUAAGAUGGGGUCAGCGUCGACUUCUCCUGGGGGACUAGGAAGAGGGCAAACGUGCUGUCAACAACAAUCCUCUACGUCUGCUUCAUCACCAUUUGAAAGUCCCACUCCUACUCUUACUUCCGGGUCGAACGACACAAACUCAAAUUCACAAAGAAAGAUGAACUAUACCACACUCAAACGCCUUUCGCAAACACGUACCAAACCAGAGCUGAACGAAGCUGACUUAGAGGAGUCUUUCGUAAGAGGUAGUGGCCCAGGAGGUCAAUCAAUCAACAAAACAUCCAACAACGUCCAACUCCUCCACAAACCAACCGGGAUACGCGUAACAUGCCAAGAAACACGGUCCUUACAAACGAAUCGAAUGAUCGCAAGAAGGAACUUAAUCGAAAAGCUAGACCAAAUCGCGAACCCAGGUCUAUCAAAAGAAAACCUAAAACGAGCAAAACAAGUCGAGAGAGAACGUCGACGAAGAAAAAAGGCGAAGAAGAAAAAGGAUAAGGCUCACAGUACAGAGGCAGACGAAGACGAAGAAGCUUAA